CCGCCUGCCGUCUGUGCGCGUUCACGACGUCCCGCCGCGUCCGGAGACGUCGGCGCCGUCUCCGCGCUCCCGCGUGUCCGAGGGGAGAGUCGGCUGCUCUGGCCCCUGAGAGGAAUCCGACUGGGGGAGGAAGAAAACGGACAAAAUGUUUCGAUGAGCACCCGUCCAUAAUCGAGCUCUGGACAAUCACCCGGCGCCUCCUGAUUGGACUGGCAUUUUUUUCUUCCCACCUCUCGACGAGUUGCUGUUCCCCGCAGCCGGCGUGGGAGCCGGAGUCGCCAUGGAGACGGUGGUGAUCGUCGCCAUCGGGGUGUUGGCCACCAUCUUCCUGGCCUCCUUCGUCGCCCUGGUGGUGGUGUGCAGACACCGCUACUGCCACCCGCACCACCUGCUGCACCCCUUCGACUCCAAACCCACGGUGGAUCUGAUCGGAGCCAUGGAGACUCAGAGUGAGCAGUCGGAGCUGGAGCUGGACGACGUGGUCAUCACCAACCCUCACAUCGAAGCCAUCCUGGAGAACGAGGACUGGAUAGAAGACGCCUCUGGUUUGGUAUCUCACUGCAUCUCCAUCCUAAAGAUCUGCCACACUUUGACUGAGAAGCUGGUCGCCAUGACGAUGGGCUCGGGGGCAAAGGUCAAAGCGCCGGCCAGCCUGAGUGACAUUAUCUCCGUGGCUAAACGCAUCAGCCCGAGGGUGGACGACGUGGUCAGAUCCAUGUACCCUCCGCUGGACCCCAUCCUCCUGGACGCCAGGGCCACGGCUCUGCUCCUCUCCGUCAGCCACCUGGUGCUGGUCACCCGCAACGCCUGUCACAUGUCCGGCAGCAUGGACUGGAUCGACCAGUCGCUGCACGCCGCCGAGGAUCACAUGGUGGUGCUGCGCGAGGCGGCGCUGGCCUCUGAACCGGACCGAGGCAUGCCGGGGGCCGACGUGCAUAGGGAGCAGGCCAUUUAGAGACGAAGACCGCGGACAUUUUGACAGAAAAAUGGGUUCGUUUUAUCCUUUGAGUUGCCUCUUUUUCUAGAUUCUGUUCCUCAGCUGAUUCUGACCAGGCAAAUACAAGUGUUGUAAAGGCACGUUACGCAAACUUCUGAUCUGUAAACAGGCUCAGCGAUUGGAUGCAAGGACUCCACUCAGUCCCCUUUUCUCUAAAAAAAAAAAUCAUAUUUGCAACAAGGUGAUUCUGGAGAUUACCUUGCACUCACAACAGCUGCAUAGUACCUGUUUUCUAUUCUUUUUUUAGUAACUCUACAGCGGAUGUUUAUGUUUUUAGAGUCGGGCUGUUAAAGAUGUGAGCCGCAUGCGAGUGAAAAGGCCUUUGGGAAAAAACAUUUCUUGUGGAGAGUGCCAUCACCCAGCGGUGGGCCUAAAUCCAAUCUCGCCAGCACUGCACAGUCACAUGGAGGCUUAGUCAGCUAAUCCAUCCUGAGGGAAAAAUAACACCCCGUUAGCUGGUGAGCUCCAACCAGCGGAAGAGUGACCUGACUUUAUGUCCAGUCUGUGGGGUCAGCGUGACUUUAAAAAAACAUCCCCUCAGAUACACUCGUGCUGUUUGAAAUCGCCCGUCUGGGGUGUUUUUUGACCAACGGCGGUCGAUUUAACCACGUCAGCACCAGCGGAGGAAAAGUUCUUCCGUCCCCAGUUUUGAGAAUCAGUUGAGGAACCUGGCGUCUCCUCCUCUCAUCCAUGCUAGGAGUCAGUCCAGCCCUUCGACAUCCUCCGAAUGGCACUGAUGUUCGUAUUUUCUUUUUAGGGUGAAUCCGAAUGACUCGGAUGACCCUCUGACCUUUCCUCCAGCGCCACCACGGACUUAGUCAUGAAAUAGUACCGGUUCUCGAUUGACUGGCACAAAAAUUCUGACAGAUAUUCCACGUUCCGCUGUGGACGAAAUAUAUGAACUUCGAUUGAUUCGCUUUUCGUCCCGUGCCAUCAUCAGGUCAAAAUCUUAAUCUGUCCCAUUCGUUCAUUACCGAUCACAGCUGUGGACUCAAAUCAAAUAUAUCCGCUGUUCUUGUCGACAUGUGACCAGGAAUGGAAAAAAAUCAAUCAAGAUCCAGAUCAAUGUUAGGUACACGAGUUAGUGGUGCGGGCGAAGACACUCACAGGUACAGUUACGUCCUGGUGUUUCGUCGUCGUCUCAUGAUGAGGAUGUUUUUUGAACAGUGCGCGUUGAUCCAGGUGAAGCAGAAUUGUGCGUGUCGUGCUUUUAAGGCCACCGCGACGUUACUGGAGCAUGUCUCCCAGUUCCCUCAUGCGCGACUUAGAGUCCGUCCCCGAGGAGCCCUAAUGAGGCAUCACCCCACCGCCACCGUGAACACAUCACACAUGGGCUCAGGGCGACGGCGCACAGAAAAAAGGCAGGCGGACAAACGAACACAUCGCCACAUCGUAUGGUACGACGACUGUUAAAGACACAUCGUAGAAGAUUCACUUCACAAUCAUUCGGCUAAGCAGCAGUUCUGUUAAUCAAAAUCAAAAACUGUAGCUCUGAACAUGCGGAGGUCGCGUAUCGAUCGCGGAGGAAACAUUUGGAAAGUGGUUAUCCUUUUAUUUUAUUCUCGUUUACAUUGUUUAUUAGCACUGAUAUUUUUUUGUUAUUGUAAGCACUCCUUUGUUUUUUUUCUCAUCCUUAUUCGCUGGUUUGUUACUGUCACACACCUCUUCUUGUUAUCUUUCAUUGAUUUGUACAGGUAAAAUGAAGUUUCAUAGGAAAAAUGUGUUUAGUUUUUUUGUUGUUAUUUUUUUUUGCUCUGGACAAAAGCUACAGAGAAAUCCAUGUCUGAUGAAAAAGUCCACACACACCAUACUAAUUUUGACAUAAAUAAAAGUGAAUUUUUUCUUCUUCUUUUUA
Molecule: messenger RNA, 2852 nt
Organism: Scophthalmus maximus (turbot)
Lineage: Eukaryota; Metazoa; Chordata; Actinopteri; Pleuronectiformes; Scophthalmidae
Gene: tmem98
Product: transmembrane protein 98
Exons: 7
Coding region: 281-955 (224 amino acids)
Cellular component (GO): endoplasmic reticulum
Source: RefSeq, a predicted model, not a curated record